AUGCGCUGAGAGCGGCGGGGCGGGGCCGGCGCGCGCGAGGGCCAUGGCCACUUACAGCGUCGCCAACGAGCGGCUGCGGGUUCUGGAGGAGCUGGAGCGCGAGAUCGGCGCCUCGCUGCAGAGCGCGGGGAAUGUGAUCCUGGAGCUGUCGAAGGAGAAGCCGAACGAGCGGCUGCUGGAGCGUCAGGCUGCCCAGUUCACCGCCUCCGUGCAGAAGGUGGAGUCGGAGCUGUCGGGGCAGAUCCGCUACCUCACCCAGGUGGCCACGGGGCAGCCCCACGAAGGCUCCAGCUACUCGGCCCGCAAGGGCUGCCAGAUGGCGCUUAACCGGGUCGACUACGCCCGGGUGAAGCUGGUGGAGCUGGCGCGCACCUGCGAGCACAUGCUGGAGCAGUAGGGGGCGCUGCCAGGAGCUCGGCACACGCCAAGGACAUGGGAUCGCCGCUGGGCUCUGCGUGUCAGGCGGGACCGGCUCUGCCAUUUGCCACAGCCGUGACCAGUGAGGAGGCCCCGGGACACGCCGCAGCACAUCCUGGGAUGACACAGGAUCUCAGGCCUGCCGUGGCGUGGCGUGGGAUCAACAUGGCAGCUGGGCCACGCUCCAACAUAUGAACCGGUGUCCCCCUGUGACCACACCCUCCCACCCCCGGGCGUAGCGGGAACAUGCUCUGACCCACACAGUCACCAACUCUCGGCUCGGGGGCAGGCGGGGGCUGUUUUUUCUACUGCCUGUGUUAAAUAAAAGGGGAAAAUACCCAAAUUGC
Chelonoidis abingdonii (Abingdon island giant tortoise) is the source of this 764-nucleotide messenger RNA. RefSeq names its product mediator complex subunit 11 (gene MED11). The record is from RefSeq and is a predicted model, not a curated record. Gene Ontology annotation, biological process: regulation of transcription by RNA polymerase II. Lineage: Eukaryota; Metazoa; Chordata; Testudines; Testudinidae. Gene Ontology annotation, cellular component: mediator complex. Gene Ontology annotation, molecular function: transcription coregulator activity.